Molecule: messenger RNA, 5189 nt
Organism: Callithrix jacchus (white-tufted-ear marmoset)
Lineage: Eukaryota; Metazoa; Chordata; Mammalia; Primates; Cebidae
Gene: SEMA3C
Product: semaphorin 3C
Biological process (GO): positive regulation of cell migration; negative chemotaxis; axon guidance
Cellular component (GO): plasma membrane
Molecular function (GO): chemorepellent activity; semaphorin receptor binding
Source: RefSeq, a predicted model, not a curated record
GAGCAAGUUGCUCACUCUGCCGCGGACUGCGAAAGGAGCAGAGCUGCCAGGCUCGGGCUCCAGCCUGCGGCCGCGCAUUCCUGCGUCUGACCCGCGGCGGGUUCUAAGGGUCGCCCCGCCCUGCCCGCCCCCGCGGCUCCCUGCCACGCUUUGGCCGACGCGCUCGGGGUGGGGCCUAGCGGCCGGCGGAGUGCGGCCGGGGCUGCGCGGCGGUGAUGAGAGCCUGCUGGGCGGCGCGCUGGGGCAGCGGGAGACGCGCGCUGUGGCGCUGUAAUCGGACACCAAGAGCGCUCGCCCACCGCGGCCGGCCACUUUCCAUUCACUCUGAGGUGCUUGAUUGAGCGACGCGGAGAAGGGCUCCGGGUGCCGCGGCUCUAGAGCGCUGAGAUUCCUUUACAAAGAAACUCAGAGGACCGGGAAGAAAGAAUUUCACCAUUGGGACGUGCUGGAAAUUAAGGGCGUCUGGGAAAAGGACUGGAGACGCAAGCGGAUCCAACCCCGGUAGCAAAUUGAUGACUUUUCCGUGCUGAUUUCUUCCAACCUCGGUAUUUUCCCUUGGAUAUUAACCUGCAUAUCUGAAGAAAUGGCAUUCCGAGCAAUUUGCAUGUUGGUUGGAGUAUUUAUUUGUUCUAUCUGUGUAAAAGGAUCUUCCCAGCCCCAAGCAAGAGUUUAUUUAACAUUUGAUGAACUUCAAGAAACCAAGACUUCUGAAUACUUCAGCCUUUCCCACCACCCUUUAGACUACAGGAUUUUAUUAAUGGAUGAAGACCAGGACCGGUUAUAUGUGGGCAGCAAAGAUCACAUUGUUUCCCUGAAUAUUAACAACAUAAGUCAAGAACCUUUGAGUGUUUUCUGGCCAGCAUCUGCAAUCAAAAUUGAAGAAUGCAAAAUGGCUGGCAAAGAUCCCAUACAUGGCUGUCGGAACUUUGUCCGUGUGAUUCAGGUUUUCAAUCGCACACAUUUGUAUGUCUGUGGGAGUGGUGCCUACAGUCCCAUCUGUACUUAUGUGAACAGAGGGAGGAGAUCAGAGGACCAAGUUUUCAUGAUGGACUCCAAGUAUGAAUCUGGAAAAGGACGCUGCUCUUUCAGCCCCACUAUGAACACGGUGUCUAUUAUGAUCAAUGAGGAGCUUUUCUCUGCAGUGUAUAUAGAUUUCAUGGGGACAGAUUCUGCUAUUUUUCGAAGUUUAACCAAGAGGAAUCCAGUCAGAACUGAUCAAUACAAUUCCAAAUGGCUAAGUGAACCUGUGUUUAUAGAUGCACAUGUCAUCCCAGAUGGUACUGAUCCAAAUGAUGCUAAGAUAUUCUUCUUCUUCAAAGAAAAACUGACUGAUGGUAACAGGGUCACAAAAGAGAUUCAUUCCAUGAUUGCUCGAAUAUGUCCUAAUGACUCUGGUGGACUGCGUAGCCUUGUCAACAGGUGGACCACUUUCUUAAAGGCGAGGCUGGUAUGCUCGGUAACAGAUGAAGAUGGCCCAGAAACACACUUUGAUGAAUUAGAGGAUGUGUUUCUGCUGGAAACUGAUAACCCGAGAACAACACUAGUGUAUGGCAUUUUUACAGCAUCAAGCUCAGUUUUCAAAGGAUCAGCAGUGUGUGUGUAUCAUUUAUCUGAUAUACAGACUGUGUUUAAUGGGCCUUUUGCCCACAAAGAAGGGCCCAAUCAUCAGGUGAUUUCCUAUCAGGGCAGAAUUCCAUAUCCUCGCCCUGGAACUUGUCCAGGAGGAGCAUUUACACACAAUAUACGAAGCACCAGGGAAUUCCCAGAUGAUGUUGUCAGUUUUAUUCGGAACCAUCCUCUCAUGUACAAUUCCAUCUACCCAGUCCACAAAAGGCCUUUGAUUGUUCGUAUCGGCACUGACUACAAGUAUACAAAGAUAGCUGUGGAUCGAGUGCACGCUGCGGAUGGGAGAUACCAUGUCCUAUUUCUCGGAACAGAUCGGGGUACUGUGCAUAAAGUGGUUGUUCUUCCUACUAACAACUCUGCCAGUGGCGAGCUCAUUUUGGAGGAGCUGGAAGUCUUUAAGAAUCAUUCUCCUAUAACAGUAAUGAAAAUUUCAUCUAAAAAGCAACAGUUGUAUUUGAGUUCCAAUGAAGGGAUUUCCCAAGUGUCUCUUCAUCGCUGCCACAUCUAUGGUGCAGCCUGUGCUGACUGCUGCCUGGCACGGGACCCUUACUGCGCCUGGGAUGGCCAUUCCUGCUCCAGAUUCUACCCAACUGGGAAGCGGAGGAGCCGAAGACAGGAUGUGAGACAUGGAAACCCGCUGACUCAAUGCAGAGGAUUUAACCUAAAAGCAUACAGAAAUGCAGCUGAAAUUGUUCAGUAUGGAGUAAAAAAUAACACCACUUUUCUGGAGUGUGCCCCCAAGUCUCCACAGGCAUCUAUCAAGUGGCUGCUACAGAAAGACAAAGACAGGAGGAAAGAGGUUAAGCUGAAUGAACGAAUCAUAGCCACUUCACAGGGACUCCUGAUCCGCUCUGUUCAGGGUUCUGACCAAGGACUUUAUCACUGCAUUGCUACAGAAAAUAGUUUCAAGCAGACCAUAGCCAAGAUCAACUUCAAAGUUUUAGAUUCAGAAAUGGUGGCUGUUGUGUCAGACAAAUGGUCCCCAUGGACUUGGGCCAGCUCUGUGAGGGCUUUACCCUUCCACCCAAAGGACAUCAUGGGAGCCUUCAGCCACUCAGAAAUGCAGAUGAUUAACCAGUACUGCAAAGACACUCGGCAGCAACAUCAGCAGGGGGAUGAAUCACAGAAAAUGAGAGGGGACUAUGGCAAGUUAAAGGCUCUCAUCAAUAGCCGGAAAAGUAGAAACAGGAGGAAUCAGUUGCCAGAGUCAUAAUGUUUUCUUAUGUGGGUUUUAUGCUUCUAUUAACAAAUGCUCUCUCUUCAAUGAUCAAAUUUUGAGCAAAGAAUCUUGUGCUUUAAUGAUGGGAAUUACUGAAAAAGGUGGUUAGUCUCUCCUAAAGUGAGUUUUACAUGAACUGAAAUGAGCAUGCAUUUUCUUGUAUGAUAGUGACUAGCACUAGACAUGUCAUGGUCCUCAUGGUGCAUAUAAAUAUUUAACUUAACCCAGAUUUUAUUUAUAUCUUUAUUCACCUUUUCUUCAAAAUUGAUAUGGUGGCUACAAAACUAGAAUGUUGCACCCCUCAACUGAAUGAGGGCCAUAUCCCUGUGGUACUCCUUUCCUGCUUUGGGGCUUUAGAUUUCUAAUUGUCAAUUAUUUUAUAUAUGAAGACAAGUUUCAAAUUCACAGCUUUUACAUAGUAAAAGUCAUAAAUGCAUAUGAUAGAAUGGCUAUCAAAAAAAAUAGAAAAGAAAAGGAAGAGGCUUCUAAAAGUUGUAUAAAAACAUGAGUGAUUCAUAGAGAGAAAAUGAUGAAUUUAUAUGGUUCCAGUGAAAUGUGUUUUUUUUUUAAGAUUGUAAAAUGAUCUGUUACUGGUAUCUGUUAUUGACCUUUGUUUCCUUAUUCGGGAAGAUAAAAAUCAAUAACCUACCCCAUGAAGGUAUUUGAUGGAAGUUAUAUCAGUGAAGCAGUUUGGUUUUCUUAUGUUAUCACCUUCCAAAAAAAAGCACUAUCUUUUUUUUUUUUGAAAGACAUUUAAUUGGUUUUAGACUCAAAGAAUCUAAGCUUGCACUGUUUAGUUAUUAUGUUCCUCUUAUUUCCUAGUCUGUGUGACAAAUUAAAUAAUAUAAGAAGAAAAAAAUUUUGAAGUAUCAAACUUCUAUAUGAGGGGUGAAAUCAAGAAAACAAAAAAAUCAAAGUAGAAAAGACUACUUUUUAAAGAGGAAUUUAUAACAAAUGUGGCUAGUUUUCAACUUCAGUACUCAAAUUCAAUGAUUUAUUCUCCCUUUUAUUAAAAACAGUCUCGAUGUCAUGCUAAUAUUUAAGUCAACACUGUGUAAUUUGUGAUCUUUUCAGUGUGAUGGCAAGAUGCUGGUUAUGUCUAGAAAGUAAAAACACAAUAUGAGGAGACAUUCUUUCCAAAGGUAAUGGUACAUAUGUUCACUGGUCUCUAAGUGUAAAUGUAGUAAGUUUGGUGAUGAACAAAAUAAUUAUCACCUAAGUGUGUGUUUGAAUAAUUUUAUUAGAAUAAUUUCAUAAUAAAUUUAUUUUCUCCAAAUGAAAAUUAGAUGAAAAAAUGUGAAAAAAUUAUUCAUGUUCUCAUAUAUAUUUUUAAAACACUGAUUUUACUUUUUAAUUUACUUUUUAAGACUUUUUCAUGCUUCUAGGUUAAAACAGAUAUUGUACCACCUACCUAAUCCAAAUAUUGUAUAAAAAUUUAAUUUAUACUUAAUAAUCUAUGAAGGUAAUUAAAGUAGAUUAUGGCCUUUUUAAGUUAUAUAGUAUAAAAGUUCAAAAACUAAAUUGUCAAAAUGAAUGUGAUCAUUAAUCAGAAUAUCAGAAUAUGAUCCAUUAUUUAAAUUGUGGUAAAAUAUGAUAAUAUAUGAGGAGGCCUCAAUAUGGCAAAAAUAGUUAAAAUGCAUAACAUAACACCAAACUUCAUUUUUUAAAAAAACUCUGUUGUUCCAAAUAUGUAUAACUUUAAAGUAAUUUCCAAAGUAGUUUAUUAUAAUGGUUUGCCCGAUUAAAAGAUAUAAUUAAACUUCAUUUCUCCUCUACAUGGAAAUGUGUCAAUGUAAAGCCAAAAUCAUCUUCUGUGUUUAUGGCCAAUCUAUUCUGUGUCCAAAGUUAAAAGUGAAAUUGUUUUAGAGUCACAGUUCCCUUUGUUUCACAUAAGCCCAAACUGAUAGACAAUAUGGGUAUUUAGAUUUAUACUAUAUUUGUGCUAUUUAAUUCUAUUUUCACAAUAAUUAAAUUGUGUAUACUUUUAUUACUUUUUAAAAUGUAGAAAUUCUUCAUGAACGUAACUCUGCUGAAUGUAAAAGAAAACUUUUUUCAAAAAUGCUCUUAAUGUACACUGUUGGUGGUUGAUUGGUUUUAUUUUGUGUAGUUUGACAGUUCUCUGACUUAGUAUCUUUUCCAUUCGUAUUGUACAUAAAAUUUUCUAGAAAUACACUCUUUUUCCAAAGUGUACAUUUAUGAAUAGAUUUUAGCAUGAUGAAAAUGUCAUAAUGGUGAAUGUUCACUCUGUGUAAGAAAACAAACUAAAUGUAGUUGUUACACUAAAGUUUAUGGGAUAUUGAUGAAAUCAUUGGCUUGGCAAAAUAAAACAUGCUGAAUUCCCCAA